Molecule: messenger RNA, 4006 nt
Organism: Nannospalax galili (Upper Galilee mountains blind mole rat)
Lineage: Eukaryota; Metazoa; Chordata; Mammalia; Rodentia; Spalacidae
Gene: Plppr2
Product: phospholipid phosphatase related 2
Exons: 10
Coding region: 1667-3028 (453 amino acids)
Biological process (GO): signal transduction; phospholipid metabolic process; phospholipid dephosphorylation
Molecular function (GO): phosphatidate phosphatase activity
Source: RefSeq, a predicted model, not a curated record
AUCCCAGCAUUUGGGAGGUGGAGGUAGGGAGAUCAGGAGUUCAAAGCUAACACAUUCAGAGGAGGCAGUGCACACCUUUACUCCCAGCACUCAGGCUACAGGAUCUCUGUGAGAUCCAGACCAGCCUAGUCUACAUGAGAUACUAUCUUAAAACGAAAACAGAAACAGAUAUGAGUAACCAGGUUCUUCUGCCCAUUGUGGAUUGUCCUUUCUGGGAAAGUCCUGGGAAUCUUGUUUUCUGCUGAUGCCCAAAAUGGGGAAACGGGCCCAGAAGGUGACAGCAGGCACAGAAUCGGGCUAAGAGACUUUACCUGUCUCUUCCUCACAUUGUGCUCCACCCAACCUUUGCUUUCCAUCCCCAUUAGUUUAUUUUUGAAACAGGAUUUCCUUGUAGCUGGCCUGGAACUCGAAAUGUAGACUAGGCUGGCAUAGAACUCAGAGAUCCUCCUGCCUCUACCUCCCAAGUGCUGGGAUCACACCCAGCUCCACCUCCAGGUUUUUCCAUUCCAGUCUAUGCCAACGCUCCCCGCCCCAAGAGCAACCCCAGCCCUGCCAGAGUAAGGAGACCCACCAGGUUAUGCAAAUUAAGCGUUCUAUGAUCCCGCUUCAAUGGGUUAAGCAAAUAAGGUGCUUGGUGGUCACUUCCGGACCCCUAAGGAGGAGCUGCAAGCCCCCCCCUCGCGGCCGCCGUGAUUUGGUCAUGCAAAUGAACUGCCUGGUGGCCCCGCCCCAACUAACUAGGCCGUGGGUCCCUGUCCACUACACAAAUUGAUUGUACAAAUCGGGUGCUCAGUGACUGCCCCGAAAAACUGAGGCGCAGUCGAUCCACCCCCACCGGUUAUGCAGAUGAAGUGCUCAUGGCCCCGCCCCAAUACGGUAAAGAGGUGCCAUGAACCCCACAAGCUACCCGGACGUAGUGCGCCUGACACCCCCAAUCCUUGUCCCAAUCCCCGCCCCGUGUUAUGCAAAUGAGAUGCUGCAAGUCUCUUCCUCGCUCAGCUGACGAGGCCCAGCGAGUCUCCGCCCCACUGGAUUAUGCAAAUCAGGCGCUCGAGUCCUCGCCCUACUGGGUUAUUCAAAUAAAGGACCGGGUCCUCCAGCCCCGACGUGCUAUAAAGGCGAUGUAAACCCUCCCCACAUAAGGCUGUCAGUGGUCCCCGCCCCUCGCUCUAGGAAGACAACGCGAGUCCCCGCCCCACUGGGUUAUGCAAAUUAGUUUUUCCGUGGCUCCUCCCCGCCUCCUCCUCGGAGUCUGCGCGGCGGGGCAGGCCCGGCGGUCCUGGCUUUUGUAUCUCGCGUCCUCCUUCUCGGCCAGCCGUUCGUCUGUUUGUCCCGCUACACCGGGGCAGUCUAGACUGGGUGGGGGCUCAGUCAGCUGCGACGGCGCGGCGGCAUUCUAGACCCGGCCUCAAUGGAGCCCUGGACCCACAGUGCCUCCCCUCACCUGCCUGGGCCUCAGUUUCCCCAUCUGCACAAUGGAGAUGAGCAUCCUCACCCUGCUGAUCUCCAGGAGUGGCUGUGAGUUGGCAGUGGUCCUGGUGAUGGCCUGCAGGAAGCCCUAGGGCAUUUUUGCAGGUGAGACCAGUGUAAUGGUGGGUAGGAGCUGAUUUGAUUGUGUUGGCCACUUGAAGCCCUGGAGCCUGGAGACUGAGGCCUAACCUUUACCAUGGCGGGAAGAAGACCUCACCUGAAGCGCAGCUUCUCUAUUAUCCCCUGCUUUGUCUUUGUGGAGUCUGUGCUGCUGGGCAUCGUGGUCCUGCUCGCCUACCGCCUGGAGUUCACCGACACCUUCCCUGUGCACACCCAGGGUUUCUUUUGCUAUGACAACACUUAUGCCAAGCCGUACCCGGGACCUGAGGCUGCCAGCCGAGCACCUCCUUCCCUCAUCUAUGCCCUGGUCACUGCUGGGCCCACCCUCACGAUCCUGCUGGGGGAGCUGGCACGUGCCUUUUUCCCUGCACCACCUUCUGCCAGUCCGGUCACUGGGGAGAGUACCAUUGUGUCUGGGGCCUGCUGCCGCUUCAGUCCCCCACUGCGGAGGCUGGUGCGCUUCUUAGGGGUGUACUCGUUUGGCCUCUUCACCACCACCAUCUUUGCCAAUGCUGGACAGGUGGUGACUGGCAACCCCACACCACAUUUCCUGUCAGUAUGUCGCCCCAACUACACUGCCCUGGGCUGCCCACCACCCUCUCCUGACCGGCCAGGGCCUGAUCGCUUUGUCACGGACCAGAGCGCCUGUGCGGGUAGCCCCAGCCUGGUGGCCGCAGCCCGCCGUGCCUUCCCGUGCAAGGAUGCAGCCCUCUGCGCCUACGCUGUCACCUACACUGCGAUGUACGUGACCCUGGUGUUCCGAGUGAAGGGCUCCCGCCUCGUGAAGCCUUCCCUCUGCCUGGCCCUGCUGUGUCCUGCUUUCCUGGUGGGUGUUGUGCGAGUGGCGGAGUAUCGCAACCACUGGUCUGACGUGCUGGCUGGCUUCCUGACUGGGGCAGCCAUUGCCAGUUUUCUGGUCACCUGUGUCGUGCACAAUUUCCAGAGCCGGCCCCCCUCUGGUCAAAGGCUCUCCCCCUGGGAGGACCUGAGCCAGGCCCCCACCAUGGACAGCCCUCUCGAAAAGUUAAGUGUGGCCCAGGAACCCCCCGAGACCUGCAGGCCGCAUUCGACACCGGCACGGCUCACCCCAUCCAAGCCGCAGAACUGUGCCCGCCGUGGCCACCUGAUUCCCAGCUGCGUGUCCUCCAGAGCCCCAGCGAUGUGUUCCUCGCCUCGUGUGCCCCGCCCCCGACUGAGGUCUGAGCCGACACCCCUCCCCUUACCCUUGCCUCUGCCCACACCGACUCCCAGCCAAGGUCCCUCACCUUCCUCCCCUGGACCGGGGGGGCCAGGUGGGGGAGGUGGGCGUGGCCGGAAGCUGCUGCUGCCCACGCCCCUGCUGCGGGACCUGUACACCCUCAGUGGACUCUAUCCCUCCCCUUUCCAUCGGGACAGUUUCAGCCCUUACCUGUUUGCCAGCCGGGACCACUUGCUGUGAGACCCACCACCCACCCAGAAUCCGCCCAAAGUCCUCAUUUCCUCCCCUGCUGUGUGUGUGUGUGUGUGUGUGUGUGUGUGUGUGUGUGUGUGUCUGCGUGGGUGCCACAUGAGUGCUACAGGCAGGCACCUGUCCUCCAAACCAGCCAGACCCAGACAUCAGAGGAUGACUGGAAGGACAUUUGGGGGAACCUCUUGGCUGUGCUAGUGGACAUGCCAGUGUGCCAAAAUAACCAGGUGUGCCCCCUCUUCCUAGGGUAGCCUUUUCAAGGGUUGAAGCUUGGCCCAAUAGAUCAUUGCCUAGCCCAUGAGCGCUCCUAGAUCUUAGAAUUCUAACCCAAAAGGAGUUUACUUCAGCCAAUGGGAACCGCCCUCUCACUUAAGAGUCCUGCAGGCAAGAGGACUCCAGCCAGUGUUCAGGAUCUGAACUGCCUGCCAAUAGGAGCCCCUGGCUUUCAGAAUUUCCAAGAGUGGGUGGGAAUGAUUCCAGUCAAUGGGGGACCGCCCGUGCUACUAUACAUGUCAAAGCCAAGGAAGUUGAUCCAGGCUCUCUCUCUCAAGAAUCAUGGAGUCCAGCUGGAGGGGCGGGGGCAGGCUCCCCCAUCCCAAAGUCUUGGGGCACCCUUUCUCUCUCAGCCCCCCUACCCCCAUAUACACCAUCUCAUGCAUCCCUCUGAACUCCCUAUUUAAACAGGGCUUCACAGGUUUUGGUGUUCUGGGUGCUGUGUUUCCCCUUGGCUGUGCCCAGGGUACCCCAAAACCUUCUGUUAUUUAUUAGGGCUGUGGGAAAGACUUUUUGCCCCUGAUCACACUGUCCUCCUAUGCCUCAGCCUCACACAGAUGUGCCAUCUUUGGGAGCAUGGGUAGAGUAGAAGGGGGCUUCCCCACCCUGAGCAGCCAAAGGCUGUGGGCAGAUGAGACACUGUCCCCUCCCUUCCCCUCUCCCCUCUUCUUUAAUAAAGACCUGUUUGUAACAGAA